UUGUUGAUUGUGUUUAUCAAAUGAUAUAAAUUGGCUAUGAAGCGGGAAAAUUUUUAUUAAGUUGAGAUGUCAAUUGGACAACGUACGCUUGUCAAUUCAUCGCAGUCGCCCAGUAAAAUUUUUGUGAACUUGUUUACAAAAAAAACAAAGCCCUCUAAGAAUUUCUUGAGUAUGAAGAGAGAAGAGAUCCUAUUUCUGUUUGAUGUGGAUGGAACAUUGACACUCCCACGAUCUGUGAUAGAUCCAAAUUUCGAGACAUUCCUCUAUGAAAGUAUCAGGCCAAGAGCAACUAUUGGGAUUGUUGGUGGAGCAGAUUUGGACAAGAUGUUUGAGCAACUGAAUGGCCAAAAGAUUCUGCAAGAAUUUGAUUAUAUUUUUCCUGAGAAUGGUCUUGUUCAAAUCAAAAACGGCAUAGAAGUUGGAAAGCAAUCGUUAAUAAAUCAUUUGGGAGAGGCUACAAUUCAGAGGUUUAUUAACUACGUUUUGCGCUAUUUGGCUGACUUAGAAGUUCCCAUAAAGAGGGGUACAUUUCUGGAGUUUCGCAAUGGAAUGAUGAAUAUCUGCCCUGUUGGACGACAAUGCAGUUGGAAUGAGAGACAACUUUUUGCAGAGUACGACCGGAAGCAUGGCGUGAGGGAGAAAAUGAUAAGAAAUCUUCGCGAAGAAUUUGCAGAUGUUGACCUAACAUAUAGCAUAGGUGGUCAAAUAAGUUUCGACGUAUUCCCACGUGGUUGGGACAAAACCUAUUGCCUAGAUUUUGUCAUCAAAGAUGGUGCCUACAAAGAAAUCCAUUUUUUCGGUGACAAAACUGAUCCUGGAGGCAAUGAUCACGAAAUAUUUACGGAUUCUCGUACUAUUGGCCAUAAAGUUUACUCGCCGGAUGAUACUAAGCGCAUUUUAGAAGAGAUCCUUUUACACAACUAAAAUCUUUUCUGAACACUCCAAUUUGUUAAAUAUUUGUAAUUUUUAAAAAGAGUAAAUGAAAUAUGUUGAAAUUAAAAUAAUUCCUCUUACAAAAAAAA
Messenger RNA from Phlebotomus papatasi, 1022 nucleotides. It is a transcript of the gene Pmm2, whose product is annotated as phosphomannomutase. Gene Ontology annotation, biological process: GDP-mannose biosynthetic process; protein N-linked glycosylation; mannose metabolic process. Bases 67 to 924 code for a protein of 285 amino acids. Gene Ontology annotation, molecular function: phosphomannomutase activity. Gene Ontology annotation, cellular component: cytosol. Lineage: Eukaryota; Metazoa; Arthropoda; Insecta; Diptera; Psychodidae. The transcript has a single exon. The record is from RefSeq and is a predicted model, not a curated record.